UGGCACAUGAUGGGUGCCCGGUGCUGCCGGCCUGCGGCGCCCGGCCCCGGCACUGCUUGACGGGGGCGGGAGGGGAGGCGGAGGUCUUCCCGCGUACGUGAGGAACAGGACCUCAGGUCCGGGCCUGGAGCCCCCAGUUUCGUUAUCAGCGGUGUUUGACUGUUUUAUCAGGCGUUUACAGCUGUGAGGAGACGUCCAGAGUCUAGGUUUUGAAGCUGAAGAAAUCCGAAACAGAAGCUAGUUCCCAUCCAAAUUUUAUCAAUGAAGAAACUCAGCCCACAGAGCUAAAGUGACCUUGUUCAAGGUCACGCAGAGGGGAAACUGAGGUUCAAGGAGACAAGCAGCUUGUCCUGUUGUGUGACUUCCGUGACUGAUUGCAGAGUACCAUCAGCUUUCAAUUCCAACUCAGAAGCAAAAGGAGUACACCCCAGCUGCUCUGUUCUUCAGGAGCCAGGACAGAUUCCGAGAAGUAGCAUUUCAGGAUCAAAAGCCAAGACCAGCUCUUCCCUGCUGCACCUGCUCCGUGCCCUGCUUUUCUGGAUGUUCUGGGGAGAGCCCAAGGAGGAAGCAUUUGUUUUCUGACUUUCGGAAGCAGGGCCAUGCUCACAUUCAUGGCUUCUGACAGCGAGGAAGAAGUGUGUGAUGAGCGGACGUCCCUGAUGUCAGCCGAGAGCCCCACGCCACGCUCCUGCCAGGAAGGCAGGCAGGGCCUGGAGAAUGGAGAGGGUGCUGCCCAGUGGAGAAGCCAGGAGAGCGAGGAGGACCACGAGGAGGACCCUGACCGCUAUGUCUGCAGUGGGGUACCCGGGCGGCCGCUGGGCCUGGAGGAGGAGCUGACCCUCAAAUACGGGGCGAAGCACGUGAUCAUGCUGUUUGUGCCCGUCACGCUGUGCAUGAUCGUGGUGGUGGCCACCAUCAAGUCCGUGCGCUUCUACACAGAGAAGAAUGGACAGCUCAUCUACACGCCGUUCACGGAGGACACGCCCUCGGUGGGCCAGCGCCUCCUCAACUCCGUGCUCAACACGCUCCUCAUGAUCAGCGUCAUCGUCGUCAUGACCAUCUUCCUGGUGGUGCUCUACAAGUACCGCUGCUAUAAGUUCAUCCACGGCUGGCUGAUCAUGUCCUCCCUGAUGCUGCUGUUCCUCUUCACCUACAUCUACCUUGGGGAAGUGCUCAAGACCUACAACGUGGCCAUGGACUACCCCACCCUGCUGCUGACCGUCUGGAACUUCGGAGCGGUGGGCAUGGUGUGCAUCCACUGGAAGGGCCCCCUGGUGCUGCAGCAGGCCUACCUCAUCAUGAUCAGUGCACUCAUGGCCUUGGUGUUCAUCAAGUACCUCCCAGAGUGGUCCGCGUGGGUCAUCCUGGGUGCCAUCUCUGUGUAUGAUCUCGUGGCUGUGCUGUGCCCCAAAGGGCCACUGAGAAUGCUGGUGGAAACUGCCCAGGAGAGAAAUGAGCCCAUAUUUCCUGCCCUGAUAUACUCAUCCGCCAUGGUGUGGACGGUGGGCAUGGCCAAGCUGGACCCCUCCUCUGAGGGAGCCCUUCAGCUCCCCUAUGACCCAGAGAUGGAAGAAGACUCCUAUGACAGUUUUGGGGAGCCCUCGUACCCUGAAGUCUUUGAUCCCCCGCUGCCUGGCUACCCAGGGGAGGAGCUGGAGGAAGAGGAGGAAAGGGGCGUGAAGCUCGGCCUGGGAGACUUCAUCUUCUACAGCGUGCUGGUGGGCAAGGCGGCAGCCACGGGCAGCGGGGACUGGAACACCACGCUGGCCUGCUUUGUGGCCAUCCUCAUCGGUUUGUGUCUGACGCUCCUGCUGCUCGCCGUGUGCAAGAAGGCGUUGCCCGCCCUCCCCAUCUCCAUUACGUUUGGGCUCAUCUUCUACUUCUCCACAGACAAUCUGGUGCGGCCUUUCAUGGACACCCUGGCCUCCCAUCAGCUCUACAUCUGAAGGGAAGCCUGGGCACCAUGGGCUGGAAGCUGUAGGAAAUGGUAACUAGAUGCAGGUGUAUCAUUUUACACUCUAGUGCCGUAUAUUUUUAAGACUUUUCUUUCCUUAAAAAAAAGAAAAAGAAUAAAGUGUUGUUUUUACUUCGUGAAGAGGAAGGACCAGCUUUUUGGUGCUAGUUGUUUUGUCACCAGGCUGCGGCUCACCCCUUUGCAAGCACUUGCUUCACUGACAGGAGACGUGGAAAAUCGGUCCAGAGGAGUUGAGGAAGGUUCUGAGAUGUGGGAGGGGUGUGGGGCAGGCCCCUGCUCUCGCCCCGCAGCCUGGAGUCCUCUGAGGGCCCAGGCGGAGGAUGGUGCACGUAUAUUCGGGACCAGGAGGUCACGCCUGUGACGGCAUGUAGCGCCUGGUCACUCUGGCUGGAGAGGAAAAGCCAGUUUUCUCUGCAAGGAGUGUUCCCAACGCUUUGUCUAUGAUGUCGUCGUUAUCUUAUUACCUUUAGGGUCCUUGUUACAGCAGUUACUGCUGGAAGUGUCUUAAUAUUAAUCUCAAUAAAUAGGUAAAUGCUGUUGCAA
This is a messenger RNA of Hippopotamus amphibius kiboko, 2518 nucleotides long. It is a transcript of the gene PSEN2, whose product is annotated as presenilin 2. NCBI's taxonomy places the organism in Eukaryota, Metazoa, Chordata, Mammalia, Artiodactyla, Hippopotamidae. Gene Ontology annotation, molecular function: aspartic endopeptidase activity, intramembrane cleaving. The record is from RefSeq and is a predicted model, not a curated record. Bases 600 to 1946 code for a protein of 448 amino acids. Gene Ontology annotation, biological process: amyloid-beta metabolic process; intracellular signal transduction; membrane protein ectodomain proteolysis. The transcript is spliced from 15 exons. Gene Ontology annotation, cellular component: mitochondrial inner membrane; Z disc; apical plasma membrane.